This is a messenger RNA of Dendrobium catenatum, 1952 nucleotides long. RefSeq names its product glutamate decarboxylase. Lineage: Eukaryota; Viridiplantae; Streptophyta; Magnoliopsida; Asparagales; Orchidaceae. The record is from RefSeq and is a predicted model, not a curated record. Gene Ontology annotation, cellular component: cytosol. Gene Ontology annotation, biological process: L-glutamate catabolic process. Bases 225 to 1718 code for a protein of 497 amino acids. The transcript has 7 exons. Gene Ontology annotation, molecular function: pyridoxal phosphate binding; glutamate decarboxylase activity.
UUGUCCAAACGCUUGCAAACUUUUCGAACUUACCAGCGACCCGUCAGCAUCACAAUCACACCGUCUUUAAGGGAGUUGUCGAGAAUCGAGAUGGUGACGUUCAUCGCGCGCUCGCCACAUCGCCUGCGUGCCGGUGACAAAUCCGCUUUCCCUUUCGUUUGAUAUCGUAUCUCCUUUGUGCGCUGUUCGUGAACUUCUUGAGGUUGAGGGCGAAAGCGAGCAAUAUGGUAUUGACGACGACGAAUUUGGCCGCCGGGGAGUCCCUUCCCUGCACCUUCGCUUCCAGAUACGUUCGGACCUCUCUUCCCAGGUUCCAGUUGCCAGAUUGUUCUAUACCGAAAGAGGCUGCGUAUCAGAUCAUAAAUGAUGAAUUGAUGCUGGAUGGUAACCCGAGGCUGAACCUUGCCUCAUUUGUGACAACAUGGAUGGAGCCAGAGUGCGACCGCCUCAUUAUGUCUGCAAUCAACAAGAAUUAUGUGGACAUGGAUGAGUAUCCUGUUACCACUGAACUGCAGAACCGCUGCGUUAAUAUAAUUGCCCACCUUUUCAAUGCUCCCAUUGGUGAGGAUGAAACUGCAAUAGGAGUUGGAACUGUUGGUUCAUCAGAAGCGAUAAUGCUGGCUGGGUUGGCAUUCAAGAGGAAGUGGCAGAACCGAAGACAGGCGGAGGGGAAGCCUUACGACAAGCCCAACAUAGUUACUGGUGCAAACGUUCAGGUUUGCUGGGAAAAAUUUGCAAGGUAUUUUGAAGUAGAGUUAAAAGAAGUAAAACUAAGGGAGGGGUUUUAUGUCAUGGACCCUGAAAAGGCUGUGGAGAUGGUCGAUGAAAAUACUAUUUGCGUUGCUGCUAUUUUGGGUUCUACUCUAACCGGGGAGUUCGAAGACGUUAAACUUCUGAAUGAUCUUCUUGCGGAGAAGAACAAACAAACCGGUUGGGCUACUCCAAUUCAUGUGGAUGCUGCAAGUGGUGGGUUUAUUGCACCUUUCCUUUAUCCAGAGUUGGAAUGGGAUUUUCGCUUGCCAUUAGUGAAGAGCAUCAAUGCCAGUGGUCACAAAUACGGAUUGGUCUAUGCUGGUGUUGGCUGGGUGGUUUGGAGGAGCAAGGAGGAUUUGCCUGAAGAACUUAUUUUCCAUAUAAACUAUUUGGGUGCAGAUCAACCGACUUUCACUCUCAAUUUCUCCAAAGGUUCAAGCCAUAUUAUUGCUCAGUACUACCAGUUUAUACGAUUGGGAUAUGAGGGAUACAAAAACAUCAUGGAGAACUGCGUGGAGAAUGCAAGAAUCCUCAAGGAAGGCAUUGAAAGUACUGGGAGGUUUGAUAUAGUCUCAAAAGACAGUGGAGUGCCCCUUGUUGCCUUCAAACUGAAGGACAGUAGCCAACACACAGUCUUUGAGAUAUCAGAUAGCCUAAGAAGGUUUGGGUGGAUAGUCCCGGCCUACACAAUGCCACCUGAUGCAGAGCAUGUGGCAGUUCUGAGAGUGGUGAUCAGGGAAGACUUUAGCAGAAGCCUCGCUGAGCGACUUGUUGCGGACAUCAACAAGGUGCUGUUGGAGAUCGAAGCUCUCCCGAGCCGGAUAGCAAAGAUUGCUGCCGUUACAUCUGAGAUAAGUGGUAACGACGGCACCGUGCCGAAGAAGAGCGUCGAUGAGGUGCAGAAGGAGGUAAUCACUUUCUGGAAUAGGCUAGUGGAGAAGAAGAAGACUAAUGGUGUUUGUUGAUGCCUGAGGGGAGGUUUUUUGUCAUAUGCAGUGUGAAGUUUUCUGUCGAGUAAUGUACAAUAUAUUUGCAUGUGAGUCGUUUGGUUUGUGGCCGGCCUGCCUAUUUCUGUAGGGAGAGUAAGUAAAUUAGUUGAGCUUUUUCUCCUUAGGGGCUUAAACAUCCACUCUAUGUGUAUCUAUAUCCUACCUUUUAUAUGAUGAGUGUUUUUGCUAUUUUCUGGCUUUUCUGUGUUA